GUCAUCGCUUCCACUGGCCUGUCGUACCUCCCAAGAGACGGAAGUGGAGGAUAUGCAGCUUCAGUCCUCGUCUUCCCCUGCGUCGACGAACGUUUUACACUCGCCGAAGGAGGAAGAAACAGACGCCACCACCGAGAGAAAGAUGAAGUUUCAGACUGACGGAGGUUCAAGGCGACAGUUUGCGUCCCUCAGGUUGACACUGCUGCCCUGCCGAACCCUGGGUCUGCUGUGCCUGCUGACCCUGGCCGCUGCCGCUUCAGCCGUCCUCACCCCUACCUCGCUGCUUCCUCUUACCGAUGCGGAAGAAUCGCUGUGCGGGAAGAAGUCAGCGGUGCCGGUGUGCAGGAUGAAGCUGAGUCAGUGCGCCCCGCUGGACACACUCCUCACUCCACUCCUCGGCUCCCCGCAGACCAUUAUCUCCUGCACCAACACCACCGGCAUGCCCCUCAAGGCGGACUUCCUCGCUUCUCUCGGGAGGGCGAUGAUGACGGGGACUGUUGACGCAAAACUGAUGAAGAAGCCCACUGGCGACGCUCCCGCCGACUACGCCAUCCGGCAGUGCGUCCUCAACAGUACGGGCAUGCUGGGAGGCGACCUUCAGCUGAACCGUGGAGCCAUUGCGGCGCAGGUGGCCAGCAUGUCACCCCCGAGCCUGCGAGCAGCCGUGGGCCUCGCCAUCGACGGCUGUCCAGAACCCGUGGACCUGAAGGUCAUGGAGUACCUCAAGUGCCUGAAGAAAACAUGUGUGGCUAGUAUUCCUGACCCCACACCUGUUCCGCCUUCUUUGGGGAGCCCAUUGUCUGAUGGGACGAAGGCUGGAGGAGGCUUAGGGACUGUGGGAACCAUCUAGUUACUCUUGUUCUCUUCUGUUUGGAUGAAAACCUGCUACGCUGGCUCCAUGCUCCAGGGGGAGAUUAUGUUUUAUGAAGUUUUUGUUUUAGUUAAAACCCGAAAUCAGUCAGACCUGUGGUUUAAAACUAGCCAAAACCUACGUAUUACUGCACAACUAGUUUUAACUAGGCAUAACUAGUUGCACCUAAGGAUCUUGGAGAAUAGCCGAAAAGUCAAGAUUAAAAAAAUUUAACUUAGUUUUAACUGAACAUUUUAGUCAGAACUAGUUUCAGCAACAGCUUUCUAUGACGAAACUAGUUGUAACAAAAUAUCACAGUGAAUACUGGUAAAAAGUGACAAAUACUUUUUUUUUUUAUUUGUAAAUCCUUCAUAAUAUACGUAAAAAUAAUAUACAAUGUCUGGAAUCUUUUCUUUAUUAAAACCGAUAGUUACACAUUCACUAUACUUAGUGUUGCAAAAUACCCGGGAAUUUUGAACAGGGAAACUUUCCAUAUGAAUUUAUAUCAGAUUUAUACAUUACUUGGCUCUGUAUUGCACCACCUUCGGACCACUUGUUGGUAUUAUUAUCUUUCAUCCAUCCAUUCAACAUAUUUUCAUUACCUGGAUUUUCCCUUUCCACAGACCCUUGGGGCCUUGGUUUUCCAUGCACAUUUUUCAUCUCUGGCCACAAAGAAGCCAAGGACGUUAUGACAGCGUUCACAAGUUCUCUCCCGUUAUCACUGCAAAAUACAAGGUGAUCCAAACAUUAAAAAAAAAUAUCAAGAAGGUGAUGUGCAACCGCUUUUGCGCGUUUACACUGCAGCGUUCGAAGUAUUACAAAUAUUGCUAAAUGAUCUUGAUACACCAUUAUGAGCUUGUAUUUUCCAUCCUUAUCAUGCGGAGAAAAUAAACAUAAUAUAUAAUCAUCCAGAAGAAAUAAAUUAGUUUCAUAUCUCCUAUAGCACCUAGUUUAAACUAGGAGUCUAGCAGGAAAAUACGGUACAAAACGGUUCAAUGGUAUUUGUUGAUUUAAUAAUUAAAUCUUGUGACGAAAAAUUAGUGUCACAAAAUUAAUAGUGCGUGGUUUGGUAACUCAAACUGCGCACCCUUGGCAGCGAGCCAAGCAGCGGGACUCCCCCAUCUCAGCUGUCGGCAGUGUUUUCCCAGUUAUAAAAUCCGCGGCCCAAUUGGGCUGUUUUCAAGAAAAACAGAUUUUUUUUUUUCGGGAGGGGGAGGGAAUGUUCUUUUUAUACCUCGUCGCGUUUCUAGGGGGCCGAUGGACGCAUUCAGACCCACCUCUUGUAGAGUCUACACCUCUGGCCUAUACCGAUGUGAUCAUUUAUAUUAACCGGAUAUAGGCUAGGGGUUGAUGAUGAAAGUGGUUAUCAUGAGUUGUUAAUAUGACAUGACUUUUAAUCGAAAGGUCUUACAAACUAUAUA
Messenger RNA from Eriocheir sinensis (Chinese mitten crab), 2271 nucleotides. RefSeq lists its product as uncharacterized. The transcript has 6 exons. The coding region runs from base 53 to 850 and encodes 265 amino acids. Lineage: Eukaryota; Metazoa; Arthropoda; Malacostraca; Decapoda; Varunidae. The record is from RefSeq and is a predicted model, not a curated record.